AUGAAUUGUUUUUCGAUUUUUGACAAAAGUAUUAUCCAGCGAUGCUUUCCUCGAAAAGACUUAGCUAUAACUCCUCUCAAUCAAGCAACCCUAACUCUAGAAGAAGAGCAGUCUCCUCAACCUACAAAAUUUGAGCCUAUGCCUGAAAGCGUGAUUCCUAUUCAAAUAAGCCAGAAAAGGCAGGAAGACGACUCUUCACUGCUUGACAACAUGCUAAAGAAUAUUGAGCCGAAGUAUUCAGCCCCCAAAAAAGUAAAUUUUAUUGUUUUGACUAAAGAUGUUGAUAGAAAUGGAGAGAGGAGGCCUGAAUCCAAAAGUAGGUUUGACUUAGAAGAAGAUGAAUUCAAAGAUCUAGGUGAUGAGCCUGAAGAUUUGAAGCUUGGCUAA
Molecule: messenger RNA, 387 nt
Organism: Blepharisma stoltei
Lineage: Eukaryota; Ciliophora; Heterotrichea; Heterotrichida; Blepharismidae
Source: the annotation of a GenBank genome assembly